AAUUCCCAAAAAAAUCAAGACCUUUUGCUUUUCUGUCCUUUUUAUCUAUUCCCUCUCUCCUUUUUUUAUUCUCCCAGUUUUAAAGAAGAAAGUUGCAGACGUGAUGACUUUACAAGACCAAGAGUCAAGUCAGCUUCUUUCUACUUCCCAACCUCAUUAUACUUCUUUACCUUCCAGUGAAGCACAUCAACAUGGAAACAAAAAUAACAAACAGCGUUGGAGCAUAGGCAUAUUAAUCACAAUUACCAUUUUGUCGUUAUUUGGUUCGGUUACAUAUGCUCUAGCUACCCAUCGAAGUCAUGGCUCUGGUUUGAUAUAUAAUAACGGUACUCAUGAAUUCAAACCUACUGUUAUUUUUAUCUCGUUGGAUGGUGUAGUCAACCAUGACCUUGAUCUUUCAGUGACUCCUUAUUUAUCUGAUAUUGCUGAUACUGGAAUUCGCGCUCAAUGGAUGACUCCUUCUUUCCCGCCAAUCACGUUUCCAAACCAUUGGUCUUUAGUCACUGGUCUAUAUCCCGAAUCGCAUGGUAUCGUUGGCAAUUAUUUUUAUGAUCCGAACUUCAAGGAUUACUUCAAUUAUAAGGAUCCAUCACAUAGUUGGGAUGAAAAAUGGUGGGGUGGAGAACCUAUUUGGAUUACUGCAGUCAAGCAAGGCAAAAAAGCUGGUGUAAUCAUGUGGCCAGGAUGUAGUACUAUUUUUGAUGAUUAUCAACCUACUUUCACGAUACCAUACAGUGAUGCAAUGACAUUUGAUGAAAAAUCCGAUAUUGCUUUGGAAUGGUUGGAUUUGCCUUCGGAACAUCGUCCACAAUUCAUUGGUCUCUAUGUUCCUGAAAUUGAUCAAGCUGGUCACAAGUAUGGUCCUUAUCAUAACAAGACGCUGACACAAUUACAACUUGCUGAUAGUAGUAUUGGCCGACUUAUGCAAGGACUUGAACAACGCAAUUUGACAGAUAUUGUUCAUAUUAUGGUAGUGAGUGACCAUGGCAUGUCUGCAACAGAUACUUCAAGACUGGUAUUUUACGAUGAUGAAUUGACCUCUGAAGAAUUAGAUUUGAUUUGGAAAAUAGAAUUAUACCCUUCACUUGGCAUCCGACCUAAAGUACAGAAUGGACAAUCCGAAACGGAAGUGGUUGAUCGACUUUAUAAAGCAUUCACAAGACUUCAAGAACGUCAUGGUGGAGAGAAGGCUCCGUUCCAAGUAUUCAAGAAACAAGAUAUUCCUGCUCGAUUCCAUUUCAACGACAAGGACAAUGCACGUAUUGCCCCUCUGUUGGUACUUCCUGAUCCUGGUUGGAACUUGGUGACACGACAAGACUUUGAUCCUGAUCAUGAUACAGUCUUCCAUCCAAGAGGUACCCAUGGUUAUGACAACUUGUCUCCUGAAUCCAGAGCCAUCUUUGUUGCUAAAGGUCCCACUUUGAACAAAGGUGAUAUAUUGAAACCAUUUUGGAAUAUUGAAUUAUAUCAAGUUCUCUCUCGUCUCUUAGAAAUCAAACCCGCUCCCAACAAUGGUACGCUACACGGAAGAUUGGAAGUGGACUAAAUUCUAGAAUAGAUUAUACCUUUUUUUUUUUUU
Messenger RNA from Halteromyces radiatus, 1579 nucleotides. Its product is annotated as alkaline-phosphatase-like protein. Gene Ontology annotation, molecular function: nucleoside triphosphate diphosphatase activity; ribonucleoside triphosphate phosphatase activity. Gene Ontology annotation, biological process: nucleoside triphosphate metabolic process. The record is from RefSeq and is a predicted model, not a curated record. The transcript has 6 exons. The coding region runs from base 104 to 1546 and encodes 480 amino acids. NCBI's taxonomy places the organism in Eukaryota, Fungi, Mucoromycota, Mucoromycetes, Mucorales, Cunninghamellaceae.